AUGCUCCAUCAUCGCGACCCGAUAGGCUCCAGCAAUAUGGGAGGGAAUUCCAAAAUAAAGUCAAGUCAAGUACCAGUCCAAGCGUCCGAUGAGAUUUCUGCAGUGGACCCUGGCGGAGCUGCACGAUUCAUCUUGCAGUUCUCGACAUCGACAUCGACGUCGCCAGAUCCUCUGCCGGUUCCAUACAGCCUCUACUCCUUCGACUAG
Messenger RNA from Pseudozyma hubeiensis SY62, 207 nucleotides. RefSeq lists its product as hypothetical. The record is from RefSeq and is a predicted model, not a curated record. The coding region runs from base 1 to 207 and encodes 68 amino acids. The transcript has 2 exons. NCBI's taxonomy places the organism in Eukaryota, Fungi, Basidiomycota, Ustilaginomycetes, Ustilaginales, Ustilaginaceae.